Candida albicans SC5314 is the source of this 675-nucleotide messenger RNA. RefSeq lists its product as uncharacterized. Gene Ontology annotation, cellular component: cytoplasm; TRAPP complex; nucleus. Lineage: Eukaryota; Fungi; Ascomycota; Pichiomycetes; Serinales; Debaryomycetaceae. The transcript has a single exon. Gene Ontology annotation, biological process: endoplasmic reticulum to Golgi vesicle-mediated transport. The record is from RefSeq and is a predicted model, not a curated record. The annotation marks the transcript as partial.
AUGUCAACUACUACCACAUCACAAAUUAAUACGAACCCAAUAACUCAUCAACCACCCCCAAACAAUCCAAUUCAAUUUAUAUCAUUAAUUUCUCGUAAUGAUAAACCAUUAUAUAUCCAAGCAUUCAAUAUUGGUGAAGAAGAAGAAGAAGAAGAAAAACAAGGAGAAAAACAAGAAGGAAAUACAACUCCAAUGAAUCAUACAAAUGCUGAUAAAUUUUUAAAAUAUAAUUUUUUAAGUCAUAUGGCAUUAGAUAUUUUUACAUCACCAUCAUCAUUAAGUUUACGUGAACAACAACAACAACAACAACAACAACAAGAUACUCAUCAAAAUGGUGAUCAAAUACCAGUUAUACUUUUAUUUAUUCAAGAUCAAGUUAUGGUUUAUGGAUAUGAAACUAAUAAUGGAUUAAAAAUAGUCAUUGGAUUAGAUCAAACUAGAAAUUUUAAUGAUAAUGGUAAUGGUAAUCAUCAAAAUUCAUUGACAAAAUUACGGAAAUUAUUUUUAGAUGUACAAAAAUGUUAUUUACGAACAAUUUUUAAUCCAUUAAAUCAAAUAUACAUCAAUCUGGGAACCGGGAUUAGUCUUAAUGACGAUGAUGAUGAUGAUGAUAGUAUUUUACAAUCUCCUACAUUUGAUAGAAAUAUUAAAAAAUUAGUUAAUUCAUAUAUAUAU